AUGGCAUCAGCUACUCCUUCACCUCUUGCCAGUUCUGUAGAGAAGACAAAUGGAGCCAAGCUCAGCCGACUUCUCAUCGAUGGUGGAACAACAGUUCUCAGGAACGUUUUCAAUGGGUAUCAUCCCCCAGCAAGUCUUUCAGCCGCGUUGAAUGCAAACUAUUCAACUCUGAAUACUCUCUUAAAGAAACGAAUUUUACACAGAUCACAAUGGGAUAUAUUGUUUCCUCCAAGCGGUGCUCCUCCAGACUCCCAAACAUUUGAUAUCACUCUUUUAUUCCUUCUCUUAACCAACAUUUGUGGUCUCUCCCCACCCCCCUCUAAGUGGCAAAAAAAACCACCUCCAAGUGACAACUCCUUUGAAGCAAAUCUUGCUCGCAUAAAGUUUUACCGCAAUACAUUGUAUGGCCAUGUUACCACAACUAGUAUUGCUGAUCCAACUUUCUCAACUCUGUGGCAGGAGAUAAGUGCUGUUCUUGUUGCUCUUGGCUUGCGGCGGACGGAAAUUGAUAGAUUGAAGGCUGAACAUUGUGGAGAGCAAGAGUUCUUAGAUGCGUUGCUUGAAUGGGCUGAUUCUGAGGAAGAUAUAAAAUCACAGCUGAAGGACAUACGGGAUAUUGAGACCAAAGUGCUGCAAACUGUUGAUGAAAAUAAAGCAAAGCUGGAAGAAGUUCAUCAGUUACAGAAGAACUUGCAAGCAUCUGUCAGUAUUGUGCAUCAGAGCCAACAGCAAGACACUAGAGCCAAUCAAGAUAACUUUGGAAAAGUCUGUGAGAAGCUUCAAAUUUUGGAGGAGGUAUCCCAGCACACCAUUCAAAUUUUGAAUAACGAGAAGGAGAGCAUCAGAGAUGACGAAGUCCUUGCGAAACUAGCAAACGUGGAUAAUUUAAGUGAAAUUAGAAGCCAUGCAAGCAGAUAUGUUGAGGGAACUCGGUUAUCGAUCAUUGCAGCAGUUGAGAGAUGGUUAAACGACAAAAGUUCUCCAAAUAGAGUGGUUGUUAUUAGUGGAAAUGCGGGAAUGGGAAAGUCUGUAAUCUCAGCUGUCUUGUGCCGAAAGAUGUUAGAGGCUGGAAGAUUGUCGGGGAGCCACUUCUGUCGGCAUAACCAGGCACGCCGAAGGAAUCCCAAAGUGAUGUUGCAGUCCUUAGCCUGUCAGCUUUCAGAAUCGCUUCCAGAGUACAGGAAGGCUAUCGUGAAGAAGUUGUCGAGAAAUGUGGGCGUUGAAAUUGGAGACAUGGAAGUGGAAGAACUGUUUGAAUUCUUGUUUAAAGAACCUCUUUCAGAUUUGAAAGAUCCAGACUCUAUCCAUCUCAUGGUUAUAGAUGGCUUAGACGAAAGUGAAUACCAGGGGCGUAAUGAGCUUUUAAAUGUGAUUGCGGAUUACUUUAAGACGCUUCCGUGUUGGAUACGAUUUGUGGUAACAACGCGACCUGAAAUGAAUAUCUUAGAGAAGAUUCAAGACUUAAAUCCCAUACAGCUGAACCCAAACGAUCAAGAAAACUUGAUGGACAUUACGCUUUGCUUUCAAGAGCAACUGGAACAUGUUCUGCAAUCUGAUUGCCAAGAUACCAUCUUAGAAAAGCUUGUUGAAAAGUCAGAAGGGGUCAUGUUAUAUACCUAUUACCUGACAGAGUUCAUUAAGAAGAAUGCUGUGCGUAUGAGUGCUGCUGAAGUGAUCAACAGCGACUUGCCAUCAGGUAUUUCGUCCGUUUAUCAAGACUACUUCAAACGCCUGAAAAAUGAAAUGCAGAAAGAACUAGGUAUCACCGAAGAGCAGUUCUUCGAUUUUUUAAAUGCCAUCGUGGCAGCAAGAGAACCAUUACCUGUCGAGUUUGUCUACAAGUUGUUCCUUUCAAAAGAAUGGUCAUCGGCUGAUGAGCAAAAAGUACGAGACGCAGUUGAUUGUAUCUCGGCUCUUCUACCCAUUGAGGGCGAGUGCAUUAACUUCUUUCACAAGUCAGUCAAGGACUGGUUGGUUGAGGAGUCUACUUCGAGGCAAAAGAAGUUUAUUGUUAGCGGAAAAGAAUGUCAUCGCGUCAUUGCAAAGCUUUGCAGAGAUGAACUAGAUGAAUUGAAACUUAAAGGGAUCCAUAGUUCAACACUGAAACAGACGUCGAGGUAUGCCUUGCAGCAUGGUGUUCAGCAUGUACUUGAGGUAGAAGAGAAUGCUCGUCCAUGUAGCCUGGACGACAUUGUAAAGAAUUAUGUUUUGGACCCAGAAUUGGUCUAUGCAAAGCUAACUGUGAAGAGUACAACAGCCACUGAAGAUGUUCUUUGCGUACAAGAAAAGGAAAAUACAAAUGGUUUGUCAAAGAAUUGCAGGGAAGUCCUUGAGACGUUAUUGUUGCUAUUGUGGAAGCAUUUAAGUACUCUUUCAAAACUUCCUUAUGCCAUCUUUCAAGUCUUGUUGAAUGAAGGAGGACCUGAACUGUCUGCGAAGGCAUUAAGCUUGCUAAACACCAAGUAUACGGACUUACCAUAUAUGGAAUAUUUGCGAAAGAAGGAGGAAAGAACAGAUGUUCUACUGCGGUUUUUUGCUUCAGAUGAGGUGAUCUGCUUUGAUGUCUCACCAAAUCAGGACUACCUGGUAUGCGAGUGUUCGAAUGCCACAAUUCAUCUGUGGUCGCUCCGUACUGCCCAGCUAAUGUGGACACGCUCUGCGCUGGUAUCAAACAUUGAUUUUCAGGACCUAGGGAACACAUGGGAUUACCUUUUCCCAUUUUUGCGGUCAGUAGUUUUCCAUCCAACCUUAGACCUGAUCUUACAAGGGACUCUGUGUCAGGGUUAUACCUUGGUCGGAGACGUGAAACCUCUUUUCCGUUCGAGCGAGUGCCGGUUCAAAGUUUGUUCAAUAUCUGGUGACAAAAGCACGAUGCUGACUGACUGUCUGGACGGGAGGAAUUGCGUCAUCCAGUGGAGUCUAAAAGAUGGAAGUGAAAUUAGUCGUUUUACACACAAAUGCGAAAUUUUAUCUUUUGCUUGGUCUGCUAGUGGAAGACGGAUGUUGAUCGUCGAUUCUGACAAGUGCGCAUACCUCAUUGACAUGAAUGAUGGAGUUGAGAUUCUAAUAUGUCCUUUAGUCUGUUCACGAUGUGUUAAGUUAACUCCUGACUGCCGGUUUUUUUUCUGUUUACUUUCGGAUAAGGAUAAAGAUGAUUGGGAUACGGAGCCCAAGCUUUUUUGUUUAGAUAUUGACAGGAACACUAAGUCAAUAUAUAGUUUAGAUUGCAUUUUUGGGACGAGUUCCUACCAGUACGCCUCGGAAUUUGAAACUUGCAAUGAGGGUGGUUUCUUAUCAGGAGAUCCCUUUUGGUAUCCAUAUGGAGGAAGUUUCCCAGCUGUGAGUUUUGCACUUGUACUAGAAAAGCAGAUGUUACUAAGAGUUAUCCCUUUCAGUGACGCGAUUGAAAUGUGUAGCCUUAACGACGUAAGGGAGUGGAGAUGUGAGAGUGGCGAUGAAGCGGGACAAAGCAUAGAACCCGGUGGCAUUACGACAGAGAGAGCCGAAAAUAACGAUCUAACGGAACAUAACCUACCAGAAAUCAACAAUAUGCCGGAAAACGGUUUUGUUGAAAUUGAUUACCGGGCAAGUAAUGUUUAUUUCUCUGUUGAUGGUGACUCUCUUUAUACUGUGACAGGUGGAGGGAUCCAGAUAAUAAAUCCUGUGGCUGGCGAUGUUUUAAGUAAAAGGAUUAGAAAAAAGGAAUGUGUGAUUCUUGCACGGUCUGUACGUGUUGUGCCCGUCAAAAGAGGUGUCCUAUUUCAAACAUAUUUUUAUUCGCUUGAGUUGUGGAACUCUGAGUUGUCUGUUUGCAUGAAAAGGUGGACUGAGUUUCAUGUCGAUGUUGUUGUACCCUUAUCAGAGGAACGAGUCGCCUUGGAAACGGUGGUUGAAUUUCCUUACAGAUGGGAAGUCAUCGUUCUAGAUACAACGAGUGAAAAAGUUUUGUCAAAGAUUGGAAAUUUUGAUGGUUUUUUUUUGGCAUGUAAUAAUAAAUGGGAAGUGGUAACCACCAUUGAUAGAAAGUCAAUGCAGCUGUGGCGUAAAAACCGAGUGCUAUGGGAAACUUCUAAGUUCGAUCCAUUUGGCCUUUCAAGGGCUAUUUUUUCUCCUACUGAAGAAAACGUCGUCACUUAUGGUAGAGCUGGCUCUUACGUCCUCGACGCAGUUUCGGGAAAAGUGAUUCGUCAAUUGGAGAACAUGGCUGUAGCUGAUAUUAAGUUUAUCAGUAACGAGGACUGCAGGUUCUUGUCUUCGAUUAUACAACGUUAAAUCUGGUGAUCUCCUCAGUGAAAUUGUAGAGGAACGACUAUUUCAAAGUUUUGCAGUUUGUCCUCGUAAGCUCUUGGUCGCAAUUGGCUUAAGACACUCCAACCAUUUUGAAAUCAUUCAAGCGAAGCUGCCAGAUGACAAAGAAAAGACAAACAUCGAAAGGUCAGUUGAAACAAAGUUUAUUUGAAGACAGAAAAAGAAUAAUAUGGAUAAAAAUGUAAUGUUAAUAGUAUCGAUAGUAGUAAGAAUAACAAUGAUACUUAAUAAUAAUGUGAAAAUGAUAACAAUAAUGAUGAUUGUACAUGUAAUAAUAACGAUAACAGUGGUAGUAAGGAAAGUUAUGAUGAUAAUUAUAACUAUGACGAUACUAAUGAUAAAUAAUGGUAAUAGAACAGAGUGGAGUCCACUUCGGUCUGUAAUCAUACGAGAGAUUAGCAAAAUCGGACGACCGCAAAGCAGGAGUCCGAUUUGUCAAUCACGAGUGUGAUUAUAGACACAAUUGGACGACACAAAGUCCUAUAUCAAUUUAUCAUAACCGUUACAAUUUCCGAAGACAACAAACACAUUGAGGACAAAUAUCUCCAAUUUCUAAAAAGAAAAAUUUCUCAAUUUUGGAAGUUCCACAGGUUUUUUUUAGUGUUAGUAGUUAUUGCUAUGGUUGUUGUGAUCAAUUCUGUGAUUGGUGGAUUUGGCGGAAAGGACUCAGUAUGAAUGGACGCUUCAACUGUCCGAUCUCAGGUGUCCGAUUACAGACAACUGUCCGGUUACAGCUGUACAGAAUGAUUUGUGAAAAAUAACUACUGAUCACUAGUUAAUUUACUAAAAAAUACUCUAUUACUUGAGAUGUUGCCUUUGACUUAACUUCUAUUAUUGAAUUUUUACCUUAGGUUGAACCUCCCAGAGUAAGACAUCUACAGAGAUUAACAGUUUCGUUGCUGAAUGGGAAAGACAUUGUCAGAAAGGCUGUAUUCCGCUGAUUCCUUUGCAUUCGAGUGGUUACGAUCUUCUAGUCCCGACAUCUGAACAGGAGAGACCGCUGAUCGAGAUUGGAGCGAGUACAAGAAUGAUUUUGGUGACAAAGCUGUUCAAGGUUUUAAAUUAUAUUUUUCUUGUAGAGGCUUCAUAAACAUUUUUAACUGUUCUUAGCGUAAACUUAAGACAAACAUUUAACCCUGUAACUCCCAUGAGUGACCAAGACAGAAUUUCUCCUUACAAAAUCAAUAGAAUAUCAAACCAGAAUAAAGAAAAACCUCAAUUUGGGGAUAAUGAGUUGAUCCAUAACUAAAUUCUCUAAACUAACUUUAUAAGCACUGUAUGGUAGACUGUAAGGAGAAUUAUAAAUUGGAUCUAGGAGUUAAAGGGUUAACGAAAUAUUUUAUUUCUCCUGUGGUGUUUAAUCACUCAGCUACAAGCUGAGAAAUUGUUUUAUGGAAGCGGAGUGUAGUAAGCAUUUCGUUUAGUGUUGAUUUGCAACUCGUUUAACUCGUGAGAUUAAAUUCUCGAGGAAAACGAAAAAGGUAUUGACAAAAUGUACAGUUCUCAGAAAGGCCUUAACUUCAUUUUCUGCAAAAUUACUUGUACAGCUUAAGACUGUUGGAGAAAAAGAGAGAAAGAGCUUCUUGUACUACCUGUGAUUCUCGUAUUUUUCUUGUGGAAGAAGUACUUUCAACUGUGUGUAAAUAAGAAACCAGCUAAAUUUAAAUCCAUUUUAUGUGCACAUAGCUUAUAUUGGCCUGGUUGAAGAUGGAACCAGAAUGACUGCGAAGCAAUCGUUACUCUUACAUAAUUUUCUAGAAAAAAGAAGGAUAUUCAAUACGCUGAUUUUUGCAUGCAAAUUGGUUUGCGUAUGUUUUUGAAAUUUGAAGACAUUACUUAAUUUUUGAAAAUACUUUCUUUUUUCGGGAAGGGGGGGCUUUAGUCACACAACGUGAAGUAGUUUUACAAUAAAAUUAAAACUGAGAAGGAUUCAAUGUCCAGUUGAUGUGAAAUUCUGUGGGCAUAGCCCUAUCCUCCAGUAGGUGGCUGUUAGUAUAGUCAUUUGGUAAGGUGCCCGUCUGAGUCAGGGUAUUGUUGCAUGGUCAACCUCACCAGGGUGGUGAGAGGCUGAAACGUACUGACCUCCUCUACUUUUCCCAAACGGGUACGCUAAGCCCUGACAGCUUGAC
Molecule: messenger RNA, 6437 nt
Organism: Pocillopora meandrina
Lineage: Eukaryota; Metazoa; Cnidaria; Anthozoa; Scleractinia; Pocilloporidae
Source: the annotation of a GenBank genome assembly